Molecule: messenger RNA, 1890 nt
Organism: Peronospora belbahrii
Lineage: Eukaryota; Oomycota; Peronosporomycetes; Peronosporales; Peronosporaceae
Source: the annotation of a GenBank genome assembly
AUGUUAUCAUUAGAUUUACUUGUAGCACUUGUUAAUCCAUGGAUGGGAUAUACUUGUAAAUCAUGGACAUAUCAUACAAUUGUUUGGACUGUAAGUGCCGUCUCGGCACUAUUGCUACAUCAGCUCAAGCUCUUUGGUCUCUCGUCACUUAAUAUUUGUUGGGUCGAACGCACAAAAGACUCAGAAGAUGUGAAUACGGCCAAUUGGAUCUUUCUAUUUGCAGCCGUGGGGGGAAUCUGCUUCUUAUCGCUUGCUGUGCUACUGUUUGCAAGCUUCCGCUUUGUAAGGCGACAAUUGGAUGUCACGUAUCGUGCGAAGCGUCGCAAUCUGAUUCAGUACUACCGCUAUCUUCUAGUGUUUGCAGGCCAUUGGGUGGCGUGCGGUGCACUGUAUUAUGCUUCAUACUGUGAACACUUUGACGGUAAGAUGGCCAAACAGUUUGAGCUUGCGUUUGCACUAGUCUUUGGAUCAUACCCUGCGCUACUGCUUAUCGUCUGGGUCCUGAACACAGAGCUGUACCAGAAUUUUUCGAGCGAGAAUAACCUGUCCAAGUCAGAGCGAGGAGCUGGUGACUUGAGUACGGAGCAUUUCAGCGCUGCUCUGCGGAAAGAUCUGAUGCGAUACACGACUGCAGGAAUCCGCUGCAGCAUCAGCGAGUUUCCUACCGACAGCUUACGCUCCCCGUUACUUAACCUGACACGAGACCGCUUUGGAUCAAUAGACCGCACUGCUGCACUAUCAUUUUUACAAAUGGAAGAAAGCGGAUCAGCCGGCCUGUAUCACGAGAAGAAGCGGCUAGCAACUACGGUCUACAACGGCGAGUAUCGGUAUUACGAGAAGUUGGGUUUCACUGACUAUGCACCCAAAGUAUUCCAAAAUAUUCGCGAGAUUUGUGGCGUCGACAACGAAAUGUAUGAGCAGUCAUUUGCAGACACGCUGCUGGAGCGCGCAUCGGAAGGCAAGUCUGGGAUGUUGUUUUACUUUACAAGUGAUCGCAAAUACCUGGUAAAGACUAUGACGAAGCGAGAGCACUCAUUUCUACUAGAGGUGCUUCCACUGUACCACCAGUAUAUUUUGAAGCAGCCGAAUUCUCUCUUAUGUCGGUUUCUUGGAUGUCACUCGAUGCAGCUUCCUGUUGGAUGGAACAAAAUGUUUUUUGUUGUGAUGAAGAACAUCUUUCCGGACGGACCGGUUGAUGAACGCUACGACCUAAAAGGAAUAUUCCACCAGUCCAACUUCAGGCACCAAGAAGGUGUUCCAACACCAGUGUCAAGUGACUGGAGCCGAAGCGGCAGGGAAGAAGAAGGAACUGCGCACAUGUUAGAGGAAGACGCUACAGUGUUGAGCGAGGGCCACAGCGUGGACAGCGAACUGGGGUAUGUUACAGAAAAGCAGCCGCUGCUUCGCCGUGGUAGCUCGCGUCCUUCUCUCCGCUAUGAUAACGAUUUUGUAACUCGCCGAGCGUCACUUCGUGUGAAUCCUACAACUCGUGCAAACUUGCUUGCACAGGUAACUAGCGAUUGCGGGUUUCUCCAAGAGCUAGGUAUCAUGGAUUACAGUUGUCUGCUCGGCAUUCGACACUACAACCAUCACAUCGAACCCGAGAUUAUGGAUAACCUUGCACACAAUGCCGUUGUUUCGGCCGAUCAGUCAACUGUCUACUAUCUCGGGUUUGUGGAUAUAUUGCAACAUUACAAUAUUGGAUGGAAAAUGCAACACUGCUUGCUGGCUGCGGUAGUCGACAAGCGACAGAUUACUGCGCUUCCUCCUGCUGAGUAUGCACUGCGAUUUUUAAACUUCAUUCACGAGUAUCUGUUGCGAGAUCCAGAAGGAUCCCAAGUUCGCUCGUACGGGAGCAUAGGGUACUCACCCUCCAGCUUUAUUCGCUAG